Fragaria vesca subsp. vesca is the source of this 1505-nucleotide messenger RNA. RefSeq names its product serine carboxypeptidase-like 18-like. The record is from RefSeq and is a predicted model, not a curated record. Bases 1 to 1494 code for a protein of 497 amino acids. NCBI's taxonomy places the organism in Eukaryota, Viridiplantae, Streptophyta, Magnoliopsida, Rosales, Rosaceae. Gene Ontology annotation, biological process: secondary metabolic process; proteolysis. Gene Ontology annotation, molecular function: acyltransferase activity, transferring groups other than amino-acyl groups; serine-type carboxypeptidase activity. The transcript is spliced from 15 exons.
AUGGUGCUUGGUGCGCUCCAUGAGAGCUUGGGUGUUCUUAUCGCCGGUGAAAUCGUGUUGCCAUUGGGAUCGUCGACGGCGAGGCAGAUCAUCACAAUGUGGCAACAAGUACUUGUUCUGGCAGUUGUUUUUGACAUUGUUUCAUCAACCUCCAUCAUCAACACCCUACCGGGCUUCUCCGGCGACCUCCCCUUCAAACUUGAAACUGGGUACGUCGGCGUAGGUGAUUUGGAUGAUGUGCAACUAUUCUAUUACUUCAUUGAAUCCGAGGGUAGUCCUGAGUAUGAUCCUCUUGUGCUUUGGCUUACUGGAGGUCCUGGUUGUUCUGGAUUUUCUGCUCUUGUAUAUGAAAGUAUCGGUCCACUUUCAUUUGACGCUGCAAAUUCCACUGGCAACAAGCCACAGUUGAAGUUGAACCCAUACUCAUGGACAAAGGUGGCCAACAUUAUAUUCUUAGAUGCACCUGUGGGCACUGGUUACUCGUAUGCAAAAACUUGGGAAGGAUACAGCAACAUGAGUGACACAUUAUCAGCUGCAGAGAUUUACGAAUUUUUCAGAAAGUGGCUUAUGGAUCACCCCAAAUUCCUCGAAAAUCCACUCUAUGUUGCCGGAGAUUCUUAUUCGGGCAUUAUAGUUCCUAUUGUCGUUCAAGAAAUAUCUGAUGGUAACGAAGCCGGACGUCAUCCACCGAUGAAUAUCCAAGGAUAUGUGCUUGGUAAUCCAGCAACUGACUUGGAUGUCGAUGAAAAUUAUAGAGUGCCAUUUGCUUUCAGAAAAGCUCUCAUAUCAGAUGAACUAUACCAGUCAAUGAAAACAAAUUGUAAGGGCGAGUAUGUCAAUGUGGAUCCAAACAAUGCGUUAUGUGUAGAUGAUUUAGAUCAAUACAAUGAGUGCAUUGCAGAAAUAAACACACCCCAAAUAUUGGAACCUUAUUGUACUGUUUCUUCUCCAAAUCCAUUAGGGUCCGAUUGGGAGUCUAGUGAUCUGCGUAAGGACUCUGUAAAUCUUCUUUCUCUUCCUCAACUUUCCAGGCCAUGGUGUCGAAGCUACAUUUACCGUUUCUCUUAUAUAUGGGCAAAUGAUAAAACGGUUCAAGAUGCUCUUCAUGUUCGGGAGGGAAGCAUCAAGGACUGGCAGAGAUGCAAUAAGACCUUAUCAGCUUCAUAUAUAUCUGAUGUUUCUUCUAGUCUCGUUUAUCACCAGAACCUCAUAAAAAAAGGCUACAGAGUUCUGAUAUACAGUGGUGAUCAUGACAUGGUGAUUCCGUAUUUGGGUACUGUUGCUUGGAUAGAAUCUCUAAACCUAACAGUUGACAGUGGAUGGAAACCGUGGUUCGUGAAUGGACAAAUUGCAGGAUACAGAGUGCAGUAUACUUAUGAAAAAUACCAGUUGACGUUUACAACCAUAAAGGGAGGGGGUCAUACAGCUCCAGAGUACAGACCUGAAGAAUGUCUUGCCAUGUUAAGUAGGUGGUUCGCAUUCUACCCUCUGUAGUCUGUAAAUCU